This is a messenger RNA of Scomber japonicus (chub mackerel), 1038 nucleotides long. Its product is annotated as P2Y purinoceptor 2-like. The transcript is spliced from 4 exons. Gene Ontology annotation, biological process: G protein-coupled receptor signaling pathway. Gene Ontology annotation, molecular function: A1 adenosine receptor binding; G protein-coupled UTP receptor activity. Lineage: Eukaryota; Metazoa; Chordata; Actinopteri; Scombriformes; Scombridae. The record is from RefSeq and is a predicted model, not a curated record. The coding region runs from base 1 to 1038 and encodes 345 amino acids. Gene Ontology annotation, cellular component: plasma membrane.
AUGGACACCUUUGACAACUACACCAACAGAACUACACCACCUUACUACUGUAAAUUUAAUGAGGAUUUUAAAUACAUUCUGCUUCCUGUCAGCUAUGCUGUGGUCUUUUUGGUGGGCCUGGUGCUGAACACAACAGCACUGUAUGUCAUUAUACGCACUAAGCGCUGGAAUCCCUCCACGAUCUACAUGUUCAACCUGACAAUGUGUGACACACUCUACAUCCUCACUCUGCCCUUCCUCAUCUACUACUAUGCCGAUGAGAACGACUGGCCCUUCAGCGAACCACUCUGCAAGCUUAUACGCUUCCUGUUUUAUGCCAACCUAUAUGGGUCCAUUCUGUUCCUGUCCUGUAUCAGUCUGCAUCGCUUUGUUGGUAUCUGCUAUCCAGUCCGUUCACUCAACUGGGUCAGUGCUCGUCGGGCCAGGCUAGUGUCUGUGGCAGUAUGGGGCUGUGUUUUACUCUGCCAGGCACCUGUUCUCUACUUCUCAAGAACAAAGGAUGCAGCCAAUGAGAGGACUUGUUACGACACCACAAGCCCAGAGCUUUUUGAUGAUUUCCUGGUCUACAGCUCAAUUGUGUCAGUGCUCCUGUUUGCCCUGCCCUUCAUGGUGGUGAUGGUGUGCUAUGGCCUCAUGGUGCGGAAGCUACUUGAGUCUGGCUGGGGGUCUGAAGGGGGCGCUGAGGGUGAGAGAGGACGCCUGUCAGCCCACCGGUCCAAGCAGAAGUCAGUGAAGAUGAUCAUCAUUGUGCUGGCAACUUUCAUGCUAUGUUUCCUGCCUUUCCACCUCACCAGGAGUCUUUACUACUCCUUUAGAUACCUCAGGCAGAUGAAUCCGGCACAGGUCAGCUGUAGUUUGCUAGAGGCCUCCAGUGUGGCGUACAAGGUGACCCGCCCAUUGGCCAGUGCCAAUAGCUGCCUUGACCCCAUCCUUUACUUCCUGGCUGGGCAGGAAGUCCGCAGAGGCAUCACCAAGAAAAUCAAGUCUGCAUCAUCGAAACCAAAGACUAUGACCCUAUCCUUGACAACAGAACUUUGA